AUGUCUGUGCUUUAUCCAUUUGCGAUAAAGAGAACAAAAUUGGAAGCGGGUCGAAAACGCGCUCUCCACUUCGAAGAUCUUUAUCCUUUCGAGAUCAAGAGAUCAAAAAUCGACAAGGAAGAAUUGCACAGAAUGCGAAAAAUACAUGAGCAAAUGCAACGAAUUGAAAUAAUCAGUAUGAAUUGGAAGGUUAAACGAGUGAGUAAAAGAUAGAGAAUUUGAAAUCUGAUUUUCGGGGAUAUCAAGUAAACAGGAUUGAAGUAAUAAUCAUGUACAAUUUAGGCUCAACGCGAAAAUCUACCGGUUUUGAAUAAUGGGAUUGUUGAAAUUGAAAGGAAUGGUCUGAAUGAGCAAGAAGCAUUGAUUAUGGAGGAUGAAAAUGAUGAUCGAAUUAUCAUUGAAGUAAUGAAUCAAAUGUUAAUGGAUGUGAUCGAGAUGGAAGAACAACAAAAUCAACAAGAAGAUCAAAUUGAUGUAAGUUACUGGUUUCAAGAGGGAAAAACGGGAAUUUUAAUUGAAAUCUUAUAAUAAUACAUGUUUCAGGUUCAACCUGAAGAACCGGAAAUGUUGGAUGCUGAAAUGAUUCGAUUCAAUAUCAAUCAUUAUCCGAGGAUUUGCGACAUUCGGGAUGGAGCUCAAGAGGAGGGCGAGGAAAUUCGGUCGAGAAACCAUCAAAGAUAGCCACAAUUUGUCGAAUAUCUCUGAAAGAUCCGAAGGAGAACCAGCACCACGUGUUGCAAACAUUGUCAAUUUCGCCGAACAACAACAGCAUAUCCAAUACCUCAACGCUCAACCAAGGAAUACGGCGGCGGUGCAAAUUGGUUUUGGAAAUGCGAUUGAAAUUGAGGUUUUGGCAGCUAUGCGAAGAGAAGCGCAAAUUGUGGAAUUGGAACAGCAGAAUGAGCGCCAGGAGAUUGAGGUUUUGCCAGCUAUGCGAAGAGAAGCUGAAAUUGUCGAGAUGCAGCCACAAAUUGGAAUCCGAAUAAUUCAAGCUCCACCACCAAUCAUUGCUCAACCAAUUCCAAAUGCACCAGUGCCAAAUAUUGCACAAGUUGUCAAUUUUGUGCAACCAGCAGUUCCAGCGGUAGCUCCUCCACCUGCCGCUGCUCUUCAAAUUGCUGCAGCUCCACCACCUCCACCUGCACCUGCACCGGCUCAACCACAAAUUCCAGUUGUGCAACAAGUUGCGGCUCCAGCUCCACCACAAAUUCCAGUUGUGCAACAAGUUGCGGCUGCUGCACCUCCACCACCACCUCCAGUUGUACAACAAGUUGCGGCUGCUGCACCUCCACCACCACCUCCAGUUGUACAACAAGUUGCGGCUGCUGCACCUCCACCACCACCUCCAGUUGUACAACAAGUUGCGGCUGCUGCACCUCCAGCUCCACAAAUUAUAACGGACAAUGAGUGGAAGAAGAUGUGCGAAGAGUGUUUGGAAGUGAUUAGGAGAGGACAAGUGGCUGUGUUGAGAGGCCGUGUCACGAAUUCUACGAUUGACGGUGUUAUGGCCGUCAAUCGAUCGCGUACAACCGCAAGGCGAUUAUUGGCACACCCACCGGCACCAGGAAAAAGGGCGAUCGAAUUAUUAUGGGACUUCGCACGCUGCCAAAAGUGAGAAUCAAUGAUAUUUGGCCAUAAGUGAGUUUGGGAGCAAAAACUAUGAAUUCAGUGAUUUUUGGGAAAAUUUUAGAGAGCCUACAUAUCUCAAAAUGAUUUUAAAACCCUACAUUCACAAAGAAAACCGAGUAAAACGUGAAAAAAAGAAAAAAAAGAAAAAAAAAUUUUUCGAAAUGAAAAAGUGUGCAGUGGGGCGCACUUACUCGCCUUGCCGUUUUUUGAAUUUUUUUUUCAUUUCAGCAUCGCCAUCUUCAUCAAUUUUCCAUGGUGCGAUUAUUAUUAUAUUGAUCAUUAUUAUUAUUAA
Messenger RNA from Caenorhabditis angaria, 1921 nucleotides. The record is from the annotation of a GenBank genome assembly. NCBI's taxonomy places the organism in Eukaryota, Metazoa, Nematoda, Chromadorea, Rhabditida, Rhabditidae.